AUGGACGAGGUGGAUGAAGACCAGACCAACGAAUCUUGGGCAAGCAAAUGUGGCCAUUUGAAGACUUCCGUUGAGACUGAUGAAGAUGGAGACAUGACAUUGAAGGCUUCCAAGAAACCCAAAGGAUGUGAUGAUGACUUCUUUUCUUUGUGGGGUACUGGAUCCAUCGUCAGCGGCACUCCUUCGAACUCGGAGCCAGCAACCCGAAAGAGAAACAAGCAUGAUCCGGUUCCAGAUGGUGCUGAGCCAAAGGCUGCCUCCAAGAAAGCAAAGGCCCAGAAGGGACAUGGACCAAUCGGCCUUGGAGUCCCAGCUCCUUCUUCCGAUGGGUCCUCUUCAGCAGGGGCGCCAAACCAGCUCUCAACUUCUUGGAUGUUUGGCACCAAGCUCACUGCCAAGUCUGGACGUUCCAAAAACUUUGAGCAUUCCAAAGACUUUGAUGCAACGGAGAAGGCAAUCAGCCAAGUUGAAGGGCUCAAGGCUCACAUUGGCAAUCCUGCUCAGUUCCUGUCCUUAUCCUACGCCAAGGCCCAAGCAGUCCUUGACAAGAUUGGUGCCAGAAACACCGAUCCCUUGCAAAAGAUUUACCGAGAAGCCAGCCAGACCCCAGAUGGUUCACACGGCUUAGAGUUGUUGAAGAGAACGGUGUCGGCACAUCGGCAAGCUCAGGCUAUCGUGGACUUUGUGGCAGCGCUCCAUGAUGCUGAAGCUUCUGCAGCUACUCUUGAAGAUGCAGUUGCAGAAGUCCGCAAUCAGGGAAUAUCCUUGCCAGACUGCGUCAAUCACUUGAGCUAUGCCCGGAAGUGCAAGGAGCUUGCAAAGAACGAAAAUUGGGCAGACUAUUUCGACUCCCUUUCAAAGGAGAAUCUAGGCAAGCUCUUUGGCUCUGAGGAUGCACCUGAGCUUCUUGACUUCCAAGCAUCCUCUAUCAAAACGGUCCUUUCAUCUUUGCUUAUGGCAGAGGUCAAAGUGGAUUGCAAGAUGGAUGGCACAGAGCUGUCUGAGGAAGAUAUCCAAAAGGCAAAGGAUGCUGAAAUCUUCAGACUUGCCAAGACUGUUCACCUUUGCCUACAAGGCUUUUGCUCCACUGUUCAUCCGCUGUGGAAAGAUCAGCAGGUUGUUGCUCAGUUGGGUGACGACAUUUGCCGUCUGAUCAAGUUGACUGACGCAGUGAUGAAGGACAAGGGAGCCAAGACUUGGGCUGCACAAGAGAUCGAGGAGUUGAAAGGUCUUCGGUCAGCCUUGCUUAGCAACAGAAAAGGGCCUUUGCAUGAGACGCUCACCCUUUUCCCAGUGGGCAUCUACAUCCAGAAGACCGUGGAUUCUCUUUGCAUCAGCUUUGCUCACGACCAAGGACUUCAGUCAGAGCUGACUCAUCUUGUCGAGCUGGUGGAGUCCCUCAACACUACUUUCACGGGAGAUGGUCUUGUGAAGGAAAAGGUUGUUGGGGAUGCCAAGGACUUGGACAUCCAGAUCCCUUCUCAAGCCAAACUGGUUGAGAUUGUCUCCAAGUUUGGUCUGAUCGUCGUCACGGGGUCGAAGCGUUUCCAAGAAGAACAGGAGGCAAACAUGACCAAGGUGAAUUGCAAACUUGAUGAGUUCGUGGCGGCUUUGGAACAGGCUAUGACCUUCAGGUUUGCCCACAAGUACGGUGAGAAGCUGAUUCCCAUCCUAGAAGAGCUGGUGAAAGUGGGUGGACCGAACAAGUCCGAUGCCGCCAAGAUUGCUUCCUUGCAGUCCAUUCUGGAUGCUCUCAAGUUGCCAGCCGCAUUCAACCCAUUGGCCAAGACCCAGCUAGCAAAAGUUCUUGGGGAAGCACGCUUGCCAUAUGUCGAGGGCAUCAUGGGUGACAAUGUUGCCUUCUACGCUACUUUGAAGUCUUCUUUGCCAUUGGUGGUUCAACUUCUGGAAAACCCUCGUGAGCUAGGGCCUUCCCAGUUGAUGAAUGAGCACUUAGUGGAACUUCUCCAGAUCCUUGCCAAGACCUCGGCUCUGGACAACGUUAUCAAGCUUUGCCCGAAGCUUCACAUCGUUCUCAAGAACCUGAAGAUGCGUCUCUUGACAAGUGCCAAGUUGGUGAUCGCCAAUCAUUGCUCCAGUUUCACUGGCUUUCUCACUGAGUUUGCCAGUGUUGGCAAACCUGAAGCAAUUUUGAAGGAAGACUUUGUGGGGAAAGUUUCGACAGAAGGCGAUGGUGAAGAUAGCACCAUGUGCCAUGCCGCCUUUGGAAAGAUCUUCAAGUUGUACUUUGCAGAUCAGCCAGCUCGUGACCAGACCAUGAAUGUUCACUCCGGUGAUGCAAGCUUUCCUUUGACGUGCGCGGCUGUUUGUGGAGGUGCAGGGAUUUUGCCAUUUGCCAAGGACAUCGUGAAGUUAGCUUUCCUGAUCGAGGAAAACAAUGCCAAGAAAUCGUCUAUGGCAUCAGUUCUCUCAAAGAAAAAUAGCGCUGCCUCUGAGCAGGACAUGGAGACUGUCAAGCUGCGCCAUUUGACCACUGCAAUCUCGAUGCAGGUGGCCAAGGCCUUCGAAUCUUUGAAGACUGCAUGCGCUUGCAUUGAAACAGUGGAUGGUGCCUCCGGAAAUGGAUCAAAAGUGCUUGCUGGUUUCAGGGAAGUCUUGAGUUCCCACCUUACCAAAUUGACCUUUCUUGUGAAUGCAGAGCUGUCAGAAUGUCAACAGCAUGUGGGUUCGCUGAUUCAAGCAGUUCUGGUCGAGCACAAGUUGGGGGAAUCUUUGAGCAGACGGAGAUUGACCAGGGGAUGA
Messenger RNA from Cladocopium goreaui, 2763 nucleotides. Lineage: Eukaryota; Dinophyceae; Suessiales; Symbiodiniaceae. The record is from the annotation of a GenBank genome assembly.